Molecule: messenger RNA, 672 nt
Organism: Drosophila busckii
Lineage: Eukaryota; Metazoa; Arthropoda; Insecta; Diptera; Drosophilidae
Product: dopamine N-acetyltransferase
Exons: 1
Coding region: 1-672 (223 amino acids)
Molecular function (GO): N-acetyltransferase activity
Source: RefSeq, a predicted model, not a curated record
AUGAAGCAUUUCGACACUAAAGAUGGCAUACGCAUUCGACUCAUGGAUAUGGCAGACUACGAUCAAGUCAAGAUCUUUCUGAGAAACAAUUUCUAUAAUACUGAACCUUUGGCGGCCAGCUCUGGCGAGGACUUCCAGAAGCUCAAUGGUGAGGAGCAGUUCGUACUAGAGAACAUCAAACAGGGUUUAUCCAUUGUGGCCGUAGAUGCAGCAAAUUCGGGGCAACGCAUAGUAGGAUGUACUAUAGCAUGCAGACAAAAUGCUGGCUAUAUGCUUAAACUUUUGAAGGAAUCACCCGAUGAUGCUGAGCAUAGCAGCUGGCGAAAUAUGUUAGUCUUGUUCAACAAAGCUUCAACUGAGGCUAAUCUCCAUGAACGUUAUGGCGUUAAUCAGCUCCUGAUCAGCGAUAUGACCGCUGUAGAUGCUUCAAUGCGUGGCAAAGGAAUCGGUGCGCGUUUGACCAGCGCUCUAAUAGAACUUGGACGCGCUAAGGGAUUUGAAGUCAUGGUAGGCUUCUGCACAAGCUUCUACUCGUUAAGGCAAAAGAAAGCGUUGGGCAUGGAAUGCAUUCAUGAGGUGGCCUUUGCGGAUUUCUUGGAUGCCAAUGGCGAUGUGGUGUUUAAGCCACCAGCUCCACAUACUCAUUUUCAUCUAUUGGCUAUGAGGUUGUGA